This is a messenger RNA of Stegastes partitus (bicolor damselfish), 1094 nucleotides long. It is a transcript of the gene hscb, whose product is annotated as HscB mitochondrial iron-sulfur cluster cochaperone. Lineage: Eukaryota; Metazoa; Chordata; Actinopteri; Pomacentridae. The transcript has 6 exons. The coding region runs from base 113 to 943 and encodes 276 amino acids. Gene Ontology annotation, cellular component: mitochondrion. Gene Ontology annotation, molecular function: ATPase activator activity; protein-folding chaperone binding. The record is from RefSeq and is a predicted model, not a curated record. Gene Ontology annotation, biological process: protein complex oligomerization; [2Fe-2S] cluster assembly.
ACUUCCGGUGCUCUUCCGUGUAGGAGAUGCUUAUGUUUGGAACAGGAGCGUUUGUUUUUAUAUUAAUUUUUUAAUUGUAAAGGAGCAAGCAGUCUAUUUUAAUUUUAAAAACAUGUUGUCGGCGAACUCGUUGCGGGUUGUGCGCUCUUCUCGGGCUGUCCUUCACCCAAACCGGCUGUUGACGAAUCGACUAUCCGUUACAUGUUCAGGACACUGGAUGUCCACUAGCUUACACAAGAAGGACACAUGGCACAGCAACUUCAACGUCACAACUGUGAGAACGGAAAAAGGACUGUUUUACUCCACUAAUUAUAUCCCUUCACUACGGAAUUACACUGCAAAUCAAGUUAAACUGAACUGCUGGAACUGCAGUCAGCUGUUUGACAAAAAACCCACCUUCUUCUGUAUGUCAUGUAAAGUUGUCCAACCUCCUGAAGAAGGGACAUCCUUCUUCCAGAUCAUGGAUUGUGACUGCACAUUCACAUUGGACACACAGAAGCUGCAGAAAAGAUAUUUGCAGCUCCAGCGGUCUCUUCAUCCGGACAACUUCAGCCAGAAAUCUGCGAAAGAACAGGAGUAUUCAGAAAGCCAGUCGGCUCUCGUGAACAAAGCAUACAAGACUCUGCUUAAGCCUUUGAGUCGUGGUCUUUAUAUGCUGGAGUUACAGGGGAUGCAGCUGGAGGAGGGCACCGACUCUGGGGCCGAUUCGCACUUUCUAAUGGAGCUGAUGGAGAUUAAUGAGGCUCUCGACGAAGCGCAGACUCCGGAAGAAGCCAAUAAGAUCGGCCAAGACACAAAAGGGAAACUAGCAGAGCUGACAGAGCAGAUAGAUGCCGCCCUCCGCAAAGGAGAGCUCCAGGCUGCCAAGGCACUGCUCGGCCAAAUGAAAUACUAUGCAAACAUCGACGAGAAAGUGAAGGAAAAACUUUCUGAAUUCAUGUAAUUUUCUCUGCUCCGUGUCACUUUUUAUUUAAAAACGUAGCCACUUGAAAAACUUUUGUACAGAAUUGCACAAAUUACAUUAUUGUACAACUGUCUCGGGAGGAUGUAAUUUUAUUGUUCAAUUUGAAUAAUAAAACUCUACUUGUAAUACA